GCCGACGAUCCUCUCAAACUUGGAAAGGCCAAGGAUAAUUAAGUGACACGUUUCAGGCUCUCCUGCGUUAAGAAAUUUAAGUUUACAUGGAUUACAGACCAUUUAUCUAUGGAGGAUUAGCCUCUAUGACUGCUGAAUUUGGAACAUUUCCUAUUGACACAACAAAAACACGGCUACAGCUUCAAGGUCAGGUGAUAGAUGCUAAACAGAAAGAGAUCAGAUAUCGAGGAAUGCUCCAUGCUUUUGUCAGAAUUGCCAGAGAAGAUGGGAUCAAGGCAUUGUAUAAUGGGGUAGCACCUGCACUUUUGCGCCAAGCAACCUAUGGAUCUCUAAAGUUAGGCUUCUACCAUGCUCUGAAAAGAAGGCUGGUAAAAAACCCAAAAGAUGAGACUUUAUAUUACAAUGUAAUUGCAGGGGUUGUUGCUGGAGCAGUCUCAUCAGCCAUAUGUAACCCUACUGAUCUUUUAAAGAUUCGUAUGCAGGCAGAGUAUCAAUCAGUUGUCAAUGUAAGAAGAAAAGGAAUGCUCCAAUCUUUUGCUUCAAUAUUUAAAGAGGAGGGAAUCAGGGGACUCUACCGGGGAGUUGGUCCCACAGCUCAAAGAGCAGCAGUUAUUGCAGGAGUAGAACUUCCAGUUUAUGAUUGGUGUAAAAAGAAAAUUUUGGAUCUCAAGAUUAUGGGUGAUAACCCUUACACUCAUUUUUGUGCUAGUGGAGUUGCUGGACUGGCAGGUGCUAUAGCCUCAAAUCCAAUAGAUGUUGUGAGGACAAGAAUGAUGAAUCAAAGAAAUCUGAAAGUAAACACUGGAAGUGCAGCUGUCAUCUACACAAGUGCUGCCCACUGUUUGCUUACUACUUUGAGGUCUGAAGGAUUUUUUGCUCUCUAUCGAGGAUUUGUACCGCAGUUUCUGAGGUUAUUUCCAUGGAAUGUUAUUUUCUUCAUGUCAUAUGAACAGUACAAGAAGUAUGGAAAUGAAGUGUUAUCAUAGCAAGCUAAUGAUUUGCUCUGGUUUGAUGUUAAUGCUGACAUUCCAGUGAGGCCUUGUGGUGAAUUUCAAUACUUAUAAACGAGGACUAAAUUUCAUGCAGUUGUUUAUCAUCAUCAGAUAGUAGUGGGAAUGUGAAAAUAACCAAUAAGAUAAAAAGAAAGAAAACAAAGAGAUAGACAAAUUGAAGAAUAAAUAAUUGAUUAAAAUCCACAAAUUACAACAUUGAUUGGGACUUUUUAAACUCUCCAAAUGAUUCUACUAGUUUCAUUAGUGGAUCGUGAUAUGAUUGAUGACAGCAUCAAGUGCAGUUUGCAUGUUAUUGAGAAGCACAGUUUUUUAGAAAAAACCAUAAACUAAAUAAAUUUGCACAAAUCAGCAAAUGAGAAAAAUGAUAUUUAUUGUCAUAUUCAUGAAAAUAAUCAAAUUAUUUUGUUUGAUUCAAAAAGUUCACGUAUUUAAUUAUGAAGUUGAUUUAUGUCAGAAAUCUUUGGUGCAGAUUUCACUGCAUUUAGCAGUGGAAGAUGUUAGCAACAUGUCACACCUCUUUUGUUCUGAACUAAUCACUCUUUUAUGGGAUAAUGUCCUGCAAUAGAAGUCACAUUGUAGUAAUCUACAAACUGUCCCUGUGUGGAUUCACACAUACAAACAUGGUAAAAACACCAGUUAAUUUAUUUUCCUUGAAAAGGAAAAUACUGUUGGUUCCAUGUUAAUGUUAUUAGGAGUGUUAUUAGGCCAACUCUUUCACCAUGUUUACUUUCAAAUGGUUCAGUAUCUGAUUAAAUUAAUUUUUGGUUUCUCAA
This is a messenger RNA of Pocillopora verrucosa, 1786 nucleotides long. RefSeq names its product kidney mitochondrial carrier protein 1. The record is from RefSeq and is a predicted model, not a curated record. Gene Ontology annotation, molecular function: transmembrane transporter activity. Gene Ontology annotation, biological process: transmembrane transport. Lineage: Eukaryota; Metazoa; Cnidaria; Anthozoa; Scleractinia; Pocilloporidae.